Molecule: messenger RNA, 912 nt
Organism: Vollenhovia emeryi
Lineage: Eukaryota; Metazoa; Arthropoda; Insecta; Hymenoptera; Formicidae
Exons: 2
Coding region: 224-625 (133 amino acids)
Source: RefSeq, a predicted model, not a curated record
CUGUUUAUUGCACACAUUUUAUAUAUUUUGGAUUAAAACAUUUUUUUAAUAGUCUAUAUUAUCCUAGCUAUUUCACGUAAACCUUGUAACCCCCUCCUUUACGCAAUACUUUUUUAUGACAACACAUCCGGUUAAGUGGUGCAAUGCAGCUACCAUUCGUAAAAUGCCCAAACAUUCUUGGGUCUAGAAGAAAAAAUGGUACGAUGCGGCUACAGUUAGUAAAAUGCCCAAACAUUGCAGUUUUCCAUCAGAGAAUCAGUCUUCAGUAGUUCUUCGACGCGCUAACCCGUUUUUCCAUCACAUUUUCAGAAUGCUGCGCAAAGUUUUAGAAAAAUUCUUUGCCAUCGGGUGCAGUAUAAAUCGCAUCCUAAUUCUAGCUGAGUAUUUAUCCGCUUUGACGGACAAUGACAGUGCGAAUUAUGAUGUAUUUUAUAAGUUCGCGGAUCGGUGCGCGAGUUCAAUGUUGAACAUGCUAGACCACGGAGGCUAUUUCCACAACAACGCAACUUUAAUCGCCAUAAUCAUGGAGAUUAUGGAUCUGCGUCAGGUGUGCGAUCACGACGAGGAGGAUGGCAAGAUCCAUAUAGCCGCUUUUAUGAGACGGCAUAAGAUUCGUGAGUAUUAAUAAUUUGUACAUUAUUAACACUAGCGAUUAAACUUUUUAAUACUAAUGUAGUAUUUUUUCAUAGAGAAUCGUCUCGUUGCCAUGGUGAAUCCGCUUCCUCCACGUCCUGCAACCGUCGCGGAACAGCUUCCUCCUCCAGGCGAACGACGUCUCUCAUUGAGACGCCGUCGUUGUCGACUAUCCGAGAACGAGCCCGAAGAAGUACUUGCACGUAAGUUAAAGACAAUAAAAUUAAAUCUUUAAAAUACGGAUUAUAACGUAAUUAAAAUAUUAAACUUUUUCUUUUA